AUGUCUCAAUCGUUUAUCCUUGGCAGUGACUCGCUAGUCAGCCAUGCCUUCAAUGGUGAUGGCACAGAAUUAGCCCUCUCUGUGAAUACCAGUGAUGUCUAUGUACUCAGUGUUCCUAAUUCCUCCAGUGGGCGAUAUCAGCUGAUUGACGUACUCCGGGAACAUAGUGCAUUGGUUACAAGUAUAGACUGGGCAAAACAAACAAAUAGGAUUGUUUCAUGUUCUGCGGAUCGAAAUGCCUAUGUGUGGAAUAAGCAAAGAGACAAUAAAUGGAAGCCCACACAGGUUAUCCUGUCGAUCGAUAGAGCCGCAGUAUGUGUGAAAUGGUCUCCACUUGAAGACCGCUUCGCUGUAGGAAGUGGCUCUAGGCUUUUGGCUGUUUGUUGUUUCGAUGAAGAGAAUAAUUGGUGGUUGAGCAAGAAAAUCAAAAAGCCAAUAAGAUCUACUGUACUCUGUGUUGAUUGGCAUCCAAAUAACGUUCUUAUAGCUUGCGGAUCUAGUGAUUUUCACGUCAGGAUUUUCUCGGCCUACGCAAAGUCUGGUCCUUCGGAGUCGAUAUGGGGCAAACACACUCCACUCGGUUGUAUGCUGUUCGAUCACUACGAUGGAGAAGGUGGUUGGGUUCUUAGCGUUUCAUUUUCUGCAGAUGGGAGUAAAUUGGCUUGGAUGAAGCAUAAUUCAAUAAUAUUUGUUGCUGAUGCAAGCAUCAAUGAUGGUAAAGGGUCUACGGCUUUUGUUGCUCGUCUUCGGACUGAUUUUUUGCCUUUCAUUAGUUGUAUUUGGAUUGGACCAUCAACUUUUGUUGCAGCUGGCUAUGAUUGUUGUCCUAUGGUAUUUAGGUAUACUGACAAGUCAAUAAAUUUCAUUCACCAGUUGGAUGUCAAAGGUGAAUCUCGAUUUGGUGGGAAGCUGACGGCUAUGAAGAAGUUUCAGGAUAUUGACCGCUUGGCCACAGCCGAUAAUACCAGCUCACGUCUACCGACAAUUCAUCAAAAUUGCAUUAAGUACGUCCAGCAGCUUCAUUUGUUUUUAAAUGUACCAUCCCAGUUGGCUGACAUUCCAAAUUAACUCUCUCCUGGACUUUCUUUGUAUUUAAGCUUCUUCGUAAUGAUGCUUUGUCGCCCGUGUUUGACCUUUUACAUGACACAUUCAGAAAGUGUAUUGUUGAAAAAUACUUGUGUAAAUGCUUAAUGGAAUUUAGCUGCAUAACCAAAGCUAUGUAUCAGCUUGCUUGUUCAAGUUAUUACUCUGUAAAGAAGUACGGCAAAGUAAAAUCAAUAGAAUACCAAACGACAUGUUGACCAUUAUCACGAGAUAAUAUGUGUAAAACUUUGACACUGUGGUAGAAUGCAAUUCCAUAUUAGAUUUGAUUAUUCGAUUUAUAGCGCACAGUGAUACAGUAUUAUUUACUUGAUGACGUUUCUACCAUAAAUUAUCAUUCAUAAUCACAUCGAUGUAA
Molecule: messenger RNA, 1459 nt
Organism: Heterobilharzia americana
Lineage: Eukaryota; Metazoa; Platyhelminthes; Trematoda; Strigeidida; Schistosomatidae
Source: the annotation of a GenBank genome assembly